GCGAGCGCGGGCGCGGGCGCGAGCGGCGGCGGGGCGGUUGGAGUCCCAGGCGGAAGGUCUGAGGAGGCACUGGGUACGGGCUCGUCGCUCCUCUUCCGUCCUUUCGCUGGCUUUACUCUCCUCUCGACUCGGUCGGCUUCCACCCGUGUUAGUUCCCAGCAUGUUUACCGUUGUAGUCUGGCGCUGCCGAUGAAACGAAGUAAGGAAAAGUUUUGGGAGAGGAACGCAGGAAAGCUCUGUGGAUCACUAUUCCAAAGGUCAGGUGAAGACUGCUGCCAAUUCAGACGGCAUUGCAAUGUGGGCUUCCUGCUGCAACUGGUUUUGUUUGGAUAAUCAAACAAUGGAUGAACCAGAGUACAAUUCUAGAAGGCAGGCAUACACUAAUGCAGGCUAUAACUCUCAGUCGUCUUCACCUGGAUUGGAAAACACAUGUCGAGCUUGUGGUUCACAAUUUGAAAAUGCCUCACGGAAGCAUGUAUGUGUGGAUUGUAAGAAGAAUUUUUGUACGUCCUGUUCAAUCCACUCUGAAAAUAGCCCAAAAAUAUGCCAUAUUUGUCAGCGAUUUCGUACUACCGACUUCCACCGGGGAGAACUGAUGAAAUUGAAAGUAAAAGAAUUACGUGACUACUUACAGCUACAUGAAAUUUCAAUGGAGAUGUGCCGAGAAAAAUCAGAUCUUGUAGACUUGGUCAUGGGACAGAAUCCUCAGUCUGUACCAACUGGUCAGAUACAUAUUCCUCUUUAUAGAAUGGAUAUGCCUGAACAGCAGACCUUCAUUUCAAAUACGCACUCAGCAACAGUGGCUUCUACCUCACAUGAUGCUCCCCCACCAUAUGGAGCAGCCAACCCAAAUAACCCAAGACAUUCUCAGGAAGCAAACCUGGCGAAUGCAGAAGUGACUGCAGACAAUCAGAAUGAGACUUUGGCACAAGCUGAAGAGAAUGAGUCCGAUUCAGAGGAAGUAAUUGUACCAGGCCGACACAGAGCCUCUUUAUCAGACUUGACUUGUGCCGAAGAUGUUGAAGCUCUCUCAGUGCGCCAGUUAAAAGAAAUACUGGCACGAAACUUUGUAAAUUAUAAAGGAUGUUGUGAAAAAUGGGAGUUAAUGGAGAGAGUAACAAGAUUAUUCAAUGACCAAAAAGACCUUCAGAAUCAGGCUUUGGAAUUCAAAUCUCAAGAUGGUGGCACAGGGACAUCAGCUCUUGAAGAAAACCUCUGUAAAAUAUGCAUGGACUCUCCAAUUGACUGUGUGCUGCUUGAGUGUGGCCAUAUGGUGACGUGUACUAAGUGUGGAAAGCGCAUGAAUGAAUGCCCAAUUUGUCGACAGUUUGUCAUACGGGCUGUGCAUGUCUUCAGAUCUUGAGUAACCACAGCUACUAUUAAACCAUAUCAAAUUGAUUGGAGAAGUGCAUUUUCACAACCCAGAUCCCAUCCUGCUGACUUAAACCUAUCAGUCUACCUCUCCUAUAGUAAGACUGUUAAUACUUUGCUACUGUGGAAUUAAUUGCCAGAGGAAGCUGUGGCGGCCAAGUCUUUAUGUAUAUUUAAGGCAGAGGUUGAUAGAUUUUUGAUUGUUCAGAGCAUGGAGGAACACAGGAGCGAGGCAGGAGAUUGGGGCUGAGAGGAAAAAUGGAUCAGCCAUGAUGAAAUGGCGGAGCAGACUCGAUGGGCCAAAUAGCCUAAUUCUGCUCCUAUAUCUUAUGAUCGUACAUAGAAAUGCCUUUAUACCUUGGCUUUGUUUAACAACACCCUACUAAGUUGCUACAACUCACAUUAUUAAAAAUAGGGUAUAAAUUAAGGAAAUGUACUUAAAAAGAAAAGCUUAAAAUCCCAAGUAAUCACAUUAAGUCUUGUGCCACUCAAUGAAAUUAUGUAUCUGAGCUCUCUUCAGAUAUCAUGAAUCCCUAAAACUAGAGGGACAGUUAUUGUGGUCAUUCAUUGUUUUGCAUCCCAUUUGAUUCUGACAGAACAUGAGUGCAUGCCGCUGGAGGCAGGGUAAGAAGAAGCGAUUAUUAAAUGUGGGAAGGUCCUUUCUGAGGAAAUUGGUACUUUGAACCUGUGGAUUGAGCAUUCAAUGUCUAACAUAACAACUGAAGACAAUUUAGAAAUAGUGGAUUUGAUUUCACUAGCGGUUAGUGUGAGGAGGCAGGGUGGCUCCAUGUAAUGGAAACCGAUGAUUGAGAAAAUUACAAAGCAAAGAUGUAAAUGCAUUUAAAAUGAACAAGAAAGAUCAUUAAUACUUCACAUUAUCAUGUUUAUUUUUAUAAUGCAAAUAGAUGGUUAGAUUUGUUCUAACUGAAACUAAGCUCUAUAAUGCUACCGAUCUUAAAGAGUAAACCUAAGGCCACUUGUGUAACAAGAUAACAUACUUGUCUGUGUUACAAUUUGCACAAAACUAUACGCAUGGCAAAACCCAUACUCAGCAAUUACACACACUUGUAUGUUAUUAAUGGAUUGAUAAGAUGCACCAUCUUUUUUAUUAUACCUCAAACCUUAAAGUUAAACUUCGUGUACAGUUGCAGUUACAUAUCAUUUUAUACAGUCCUGUGCAAUCAGAAUCUUCCAAUUUUUAUGCACAAAGUAGACCAAGUAUGUUUAAAGAUCAGUAGAAACACACAAUUUUAAAAAUUAACAAAAUUUGUCCUUUAAAUUUAGUUUGAUCUUUAAAUUUGCACUUAUCUCCAGUGCAAUAUUGCAGCUAGAAGUUUACAAGUGUAUCAAUAAGGCUGAAGUUCAAAUACUGGAAAUAGUAAAAUCAGUAAAGAUUAACUAGAAAGAGCAAUGGUAUCUCAAAUGCAUGCCAGCUUGGUUCAGAUGCUGGUUUCCUUCAGUUUGCAAUCAUACCCUAUCAACUUCUGAAUUUAAAGUAAGCCAAUAUCUUUUCCCUUGUUUUAAUCUUUAAAUUUCAAUUCCUUUUUGCCUACACCCCAAAAAAAAUUUGCAUCACCAGAUAAAACGUUUGUGUUUAUUUUUUCCAAAAAUUUUGGCAACGGUAGUGCCUUGAAGUAGUUUUAUCUGGGUUUUUUUGCUGGUUAGGUUUGCAACAUGUAAAUAUUAUAGAUAAAUAAUGUAAUCAAUCCUUAAACCUCUUCAACUGUUAUUUGUACUGUACAUGGGGGUGUUCUGAUGUGUUGUAGUUUCUGUCCAUCUGCAUGGAUAUGUUUACUGUUUCCGCCUUUCUCAGGACAAAAUUUUCUUUGUUUAUUUCCUUCAAAUUCAUCCCAUUGAUUUAAAUCUGUUCAGUAAUUUAGCCUUUGUUUUAAUCAUAGAUGCCUGGCUAUCCAUUUAUUUGAGAUUGUGCUGCUUGUAUCUUGAAAACAAUAAGUGAGGAGGCAUGAUAGUUAUUAGGGUUUACAUUGAUCAAAAUCUUUGGAGGAUCAUAUCAUGCCUAGGCCGCUUCUGAAUGUUUCAAAAUUUGACACUCUAUACCAGCCAUUUUUUAUGAAGAUAAAUGUAUACUGUAUUAGUCUCCAGUAAGUACUCUACUAACUAGAGGCUUUCCACUUGGGUAAUGAAAUGUCUCCGUUACUCUAAAAUGGAGGGAAUUAAUUUUGUGCCACAAGGCCUGAUUUUAUUACAUUUGGGUUAAAUGGUUUAAUUUCAUGGGAAGAAGUGCAACAUGUAAUCAUCUUUUCCAUAAAUGCUUUUUGAACUUCUCUGUAGUCCUGCAAGGCAUUUUUUUAUCUUAAAGUUUCCUACUUUACAUUUUCCUUUCAUCCCUAACUCCUCACUAUAUCAACCCCUCACUUUCUCUUCCUGCCUUAACUAUUAAGUGAAUUGGAUUUGAUUGCAUGAAUUUUUGGUAGACCCAGUAUCUUGCCACUGUGAAGAUGGUUCUCCAGAUAUUUUAAGCACAAAGAAACCAGCCCACUCUUAUGGUGUUGAAAUUGACUUGAUGCUGCUGAGAGAUGUACUGAGGUUCUGAUGGGUGCUGUAUAAUAUUUGAAGUGACUAUUCAUAAGGGCUUCAUAAUAGGAAUGGAGCUGGAAUUUUCCUCAAGGCUUCUCCUCUUAUGCAACUGUAUCUAGAUAAUUUGGUAUGUUAACAGGAUAUUCAUUAACCUUUGAAUGAGAUUGGUCCCAGAUUAUUUAAAUAUCUAGUUUAUUUGUGCAGAAGUAAUUUAUGUGAAAACUAUUUUGAUAGAAUUAAGUCUUAAUUCUUGGUGGUAAUUGACUUUUGUCAAUCGCUGUACCUUUUACAACUAGGGUAAAUCACUGUAAUUGCAGAUUUACAUAAUUUUAUACUUGAUGUCAAAUUAUAUUUUUUACAUUUGGAUUAUCUCUGCUUCUUUUAGCUUUACAAAAACAAGAUUGCAAAGUAUUAUUGUUAAACAGUGCUGUCAAAAUAAUCACCUAUUAUUGACAAACUACUGAUGGUUAUCUUCAGUUUUGGCUUCUCCACAAAUAGGAAUUUUUAAAUUAUAACGGAAAGGCAACAGAAUAUUUUAGGAGGUAACUCGAUCCGUUUGCAGAUGCAUGGGUUUUCAGAACAUUUUUAUCCUCACUCUUCUAAGAAGUACAAGGUCUUUUAGAUGUGCUUUUCCUCUUCAUUUUUGCAAAUUGGCACAUCUGGAAAAAUUAUUAUGGUUCUGUCAAGCAUGUACUCUUCCAGCUCCAGCUUGUGUGGCAAUUUUUGUCUCUGAAAUGACAAAAGAUUCUGAUAGUUCUUUACUUUUAAAAGCAUAUCUUUGUGGGUGAAGUAGAUGGAAUGUUUUGGGGUGGUAGGGAUGUUGAUUUUAAUUUCUCCCAAAAUCCACUGAAUUUUUAAUAUUACCUGAAGUGCCUUGGACAUUGAUUUCAUUUGCACACUAAGGAAUGGAAGCUGAAGAAUUGUGCUAUUUUUAUAUGGAAUGGAAAAUAGCACCUUGAUUCUGUAGGUCCGAAUAUAUCCCUUUAAAAGGGAAAGAAUAUUGCAAUGAAUAAUUCUGCAGUCCCUAUCCAUUUUAUAGAAGAACAUAAUAUGAGCUAAUUUCUUUUUUUGAUCUGAUCACGUCAGUGAUUUCACCAAUUUGAUGGCUUUCGCCAAAACAUGGACUUCAUGUCAUGCUAAGUGUCACUCUACAACACUGUGGAGCAGGCUUCGCAGUCCACAAAGCUGUGCUGUUUCCUGAAGUCACAACAUUCAAUACAAAGAUGUUGCCAUUCUGACUUGGCAGUCUAUGGAAAUAUUUGCUUUUUGCUGACACAAAAAUUGACAUUACCUGCAAUGGUUUUGUUUUGUGUGGCAUUAUUUAUUGCAUUGCUGCUUGCAUUUUUACUCGUGUAAAAUCAGACAGAACAGAAAUUGAAAGAAUACUGUCCAUAUCCUUUCCUGUUUGUAUUUCAUGCUGGUAUUUUCUUUCAAUUCAGUUUCUUCCAGAAUUAAUAGAUUGGAUUGUAACUGCUCUUAAUUAAACCCAUCAUGGAAACUUCAUAGACUUGUUACAUUGAUCACUUUCUUUUAAAAAAAUUUCAGGAUCUGUUGUAAUUUGUCUUUCAAAGGAUAACAUUGUGUUUUUAAAAAUAACCAUGUAACAGCAUAAAACUUAAGUCAUUAAAUAGAAGGUGAGAAAAAAACUCAACAUUAUUCUCGCUAUAUUAAAAUGCAAUAUUUUAACUGGGCUUUUGUUAAUUUUCCCCUACUUCAUUUGUAAUAACUCAGUUGUUUUAUUGCAAAAGCUUAAUUGGUGAUGUGAUUUUUAAAAAAAAUCGGUUAGAAAAUGUAGCUUUAUUUAAUAACCCAGUGAUCAAGGUAAUAUUUACAGGGGAAAUCCAUAUCUCAGUGAAUGUAUAACUUAAAUGUUUAAAGCAAAUAUUUUUGUUUUUAUGAACAUAAUUUUUAAACAAGUGUGAAUGUAAUGGCAUUGGAUACAUUGUUUAUUUCAUUAAAUUGAGUCAGAAGUAGAAUUAAAAUAAUCUCUAUCCUUAAGAUAAAUCUUCAUCAAACUGUUCAUUAUUCUGAAAGAAAAACAUUUGUUUCACUGAUUCGGGAGAGAAAUGAAAGCAAGUUCUGCUGAUUAAAUUCUUAUGAUUGAAUGGGUUUUUGUUAUCCACCACUUUAUCUGCACCAGAAAAUAUUGUCAUUUUGAUUGUUGAAAUUCCUUAAUUUUAAAGCCUGUUAAAAGUUGUAUGAGAUUCAACAUUUUUGAACAAUAAAGAGAUAUAAAUUUGGAAUUUUGAUGUAAUGAGUUUUCUGUAAGUAAUACUCGUACCAUGUAAUAAAUGUGAGAGUCUAUGUUUUAUCUCUAGUUUUGCAUUGUAAUAGGAAUGUUAUUACCCAGAAGAGAUUUCCCAAAUGAGUAUGAUGAGAGUUUAAAAAUGAACUUUUCACAUGGGUUGAAUACUUGCAAGUUGGUAUAGGCAUUUCUUUUAAAUCAAUUACAUUUGUGAUGGUUAGCAAAAGAACUUAAAUGUAGCCCUUGUUCUUCCAAGCAGUGUUGCAUUUUUAUACCUGCACCUCCCAAAACUACUUUUGUGUUUUGGAGAGUACUUUGAGUCAGAAAGAUGAAGAUAAUUCCAUUGUGCCAAGUGUUAUGUUUUGUAACACCAGCAAAAAAUCAAAAGAAAAAUAGCAGAACCAAGAAAUGCAUGUCUACUUCGCUUUUACUUUAGGGAGGGGCACGCUUAUGAUGUGGUGUAAUGACAUAUGCUGUUCACCAACUUCUUGCAUAUAAUCUGUAUUGAACUAUG
Messenger RNA from Hypanus sabinus (Atlantic stingray), 6668 nucleotides. RefSeq names its product E3 ubiquitin-protein ligase rififylin-like. Gene Ontology annotation, molecular function: ubiquitin protein ligase activity. The record is from RefSeq and is a predicted model, not a curated record. The transcript is spliced from 8 exons. NCBI's taxonomy places the organism in Eukaryota, Metazoa, Chordata, Chondrichthyes, Myliobatiformes, Dasyatidae. Gene Ontology annotation, biological process: negative regulation of extrinsic apoptotic signaling pathway via death domain receptors; protein K48-linked ubiquitination; proteasome-mediated ubiquitin-dependent protein catabolic process. Bases 296 to 1363 code for a protein of 355 amino acids. Gene Ontology annotation, cellular component: cytoplasm; plasma membrane.